AUGGGAUUCGGUGAGAGAUGGAAACGAUGGAUGGAAGCAACUAUAUUCUCAAGCAAUUUAUCUGUGCUUGUGAAUGGGAGUCCAACGAAAGAAUUCGUUGUCGAGAGAGGCCUUCGGCAAGGAGACCCUAUUUCUCCGUUUCUUUUUAUUUUGGUGACUGAAGCUCUUGCAAGUUUGGUUAGGAAAGCUACUGCCAAUGGAGAUUUCAACGGUUUCCAGUUUAAUGAGGAGUGCACGGUGGACAUCCUUCAGUUCGCAGACGAUACUUUACUUAUUGGAAAGGGAGGAUGGAAGCACAUUUGGUGCCUUAAGUCAAUCCUUAGAGGAUUUGAAUUGAUUUCGGGACUAGGAGUCAAUUAUCACAAGAACAAACUUAUUGGUAUAAAUCUUAGUCCGCAUUUCUUGUCAGCUGCAGCUAAUUUUCUUUGCUGUAAGGAGGAAGAAAAACACUUUAAUUUUCUCGGUUUACCCAUAGGCGCCGAUCCUAGAAGGAUUACUACUAGGGUACCUUUAAUGAAGAAAUUUAAAGACCGUCUCAACUGCUGGAAGAGCAGGUUGCUCUCUCUCGGUGGGAGAAUCUCUCUAACUAAAUCUGUUCUUAAUAGCUUGGCUAUUUUUCAUCUUUCGUUUUUCAGGGCUCCGAAGAAGGUGUGCAGCCAACUUAACACAAUCCAAAACCGAUUCAUAUGGGGCGGUGAAGAGAGCAAGCGUAAGAUACAUUGGAUAGGAUGGAAUUAUACUUGUCUCCCUUUGAAGGACGGAGGUUUAGGUUUGAAAAACAUUGAGGAUUUCAAUUCGGCUUUGAUGCUAAAGUGGAAAUGGAGGAUUCUUGGAGGUGAACAAGCUAAAUGGAAAGAGGUCCUCUCUGCCAGGUAUGGGAACAUUCAAUUGGCUCUGCAAAUCGAUAGUCCAGUGAGAUGUAGAAGACGUUCAUCAGCUUGGUGGAGUGAUAUAAAGAAGCUGGAGAACCGGUACAGCGGAGCAUUGUUCGUGAACAGCUGCAAUUUUAAGGUGGGCAACGGUAUUUCCGCAUCUUUCUGGAACAUUGCUUGGUUAAGAGAAGCUCCCUUGAAGUCUCUUUAUCCAAAUCUGUUUGCUCUUAGUUCUAAGAAGAACAUGAGUGUUGCUGAGCAGGGGAGGAUUGCGAUAAUCAAUGGAAGUGGGGAAAUCUCGGCAUAG
Molecule: messenger RNA, 1179 nt
Organism: Vicia villosa (hairy vetch)
Lineage: Eukaryota; Viridiplantae; Streptophyta; Magnoliopsida; Fabales; Fabaceae
Exons: 1
Coding region: 1-1179 (392 amino acids)
Source: RefSeq, a predicted model, not a curated record